ACUCACUCAAUUUGAAAUCUACUAACCCAAAUAGCUGUUUUUCAACCUAAUUCGCGUCCUCAUCCUCCAUCUCUCCGAGUUCACUCGCAGGGCUUUCUGUCUCUUGGCUUCGGAGUUUUAAUUUUAGUGAGUUGAUAUGUACAAUGGAAUAGGAUUACAGACCCCAAGAGGGUCUGGUACAAAUGGGUACAUUCAGAGUAACAAGUUCUUUGUAAAGCCCAAGAUUUCAAAGGUUUCGGAAAACACAAAGGGAUUUGAGUCAGAUCAGGGCACUGCUGGGCUUUCCAGGAAGCCCAACAAAGAGAUCCUUGAGCAUGAUCGCAAGCGUCAGAUCGAGCUUAAGCUUGUCAUCCUUGAAGACAAGCUCAUCGAUCAGGGCUACACCGAUGCUGAGAUUGCUGAGAAACUCGAAGAAACUCGCCAAAAUUUGGAAGCUGCUGCUGCCACUGAUGAGCUUGCAUCUGUAUCUGCAUCAGAUAAGAAGGUUUCAGAUACACAGACUCAUCAAAUUGCUGCUAGAAAGGAAAAACAGAUGGAAUCUUUAAAAGCUGCUCUUGGCAUUGUAUCAUCUGAAUUCAAUGAAAAUGCAGAUGGGACUGAUGGCCAUGGGAAUGAUGGGAAAAAUGGUUCUAACAUGGAUGGGAAACAUAAUUCAAAGCCAGAACAUGCCUUUUUGGACAGAGAUUUCAGUAGGAAGAAACAAAUGGUUGAAGGUCAAAACGAUGAAAAUGUUAAGAAGAGCCUUAGAGAUACAAGGCACCAUAAGAAGAUUGGAACUCGUGAGAAAAAGUCCGAGGAUGAUUCUUCUGAUUCUUCUGACUCUUCUGAAUCUUCUGAUUCAGAAACCUCUUCUCCAAAUGAGAAGAGAAGUACAAAGAAGCGUGGUAAAAAUUAUGCAAGCAGCAGUGAUGAAUCUGAUUCUGAUAGUGAUCCUAAGAGGAAGGUCAAGGCCAAAAAGAAGAUGAAAAUUCCUAAGCACAGCAAGAAGGGUAGGGUGGAGGAUAGCAAUUCUGAUGACAGCAAUAUUGCAAGAAAAAGUUACAAGAGACUAGAGUCUCAUAAGAAGCACACUUCAGAGUACGAUUCUGAUCAUCAUGAUGACGUCCCCAAGCAUAAGACUAAGGAUGGGAUUAAACAUUCAAAAAUGAGCAGACGUCAUGAUUCUGAGGAGGAAUCUGAUAUUGAUAGUGAGGAAAAGAAAUAUGGUAGACCUGGGAAGCAGAGGACAAGAAGGCAUAAUUCUGAGGAUGAGGAUUCUGAUAGAGACCGUGUUAAGCAUCCUUCGGGUCAUGACAAAAAUGUUAAAAGGGGAACAUACACUUCCUCUGAGAAUAGCAGUGACAGUGAUUCAGAAAGAAAUUAUAGUGAUCAUAGAUAUGGAAAAAAGGGUAGUUCUGCUGUAGCAAAGAAAGGUAAAGGGUAUGACAUGAAAGAAAGUAAAUCCAGAGAUAGUGGUGCAGAAAAAGGGAAGAACGGUGCUAACACUGAUGCAUUGGACUCCCUGAAAAGGUCAUAUGGGAAAGAUUUUACCCAGGGACCGAAUAGUAGAACUCAAGAAAUGAUACACAGUAACAGGAAAACUCGUACAGAACGAGAUAGGGAGCCCUUCCCAUUUGCCAAGCAUGAUGGAGAUGAUAGAAAAACUGAGACUGAAUCUAAAUCAGUUAGGCUGGCAGGGCGUGAUGAUGAUACCUCUGAGCAGAGAGGCAGAGAUUAUUAUAACAAGGAUGUUGAAUCACAUUUUGUUGGUCAGGCUGCCCGCUAUGGUGAGGAUCAUUUAGCAAGGAGGCAUAGAAGAGAUGAUGAUAAUCACAUGGGUAAUGAUGACGGUGGGGAAAGAAAACGUGGAAGGGAUGAAGAUCGCAGAGAAAGAAAUCACUUGAAGGAUGAGGGUGUUGGAGAAAGAAAGCAUGCUAGGGAUGAAGAUGAUUCCAAAGAAGAGAAGCACGGAAGGCAUGAGGAUGGUCGGGGAGUUAACCGAACAGGAAGAAAGCACUCAAGAUAUGAGGAUGAUCUUGGAGAAAGAAAACAGGCAAGGGAUGAUGAUGAUUCUAAAGAAGGGAACCGUAGAAGAGAUGAGGAUGACCAAGGAGAGAGGAAGAACUUGAGGGAUGUAGUUGACCGUGUUGAGAGGAAGCGUGGUAGGGAUGAAGAUUAUCAAACAGGAAGAAAUUACACAAGGGAUGAGGAUGAACAUAGAGAAAGAAAGUUCAGAAGGGAUGAGGAUUAUCAUGCAGCAAGAAAGUUCAGAAGGGAGGAUGAUAAUGAUUAUGGAGAAAGGAAGCACUUAAGGGAUGAGAGUGAUGUUCAUAUGGAAGCAAAACACAAUAGGGUUGAGGAUGGUCGUGGAGAACGUAGGAACUCAAGGGAGGAUGAUGAUAUAGAGAGAAGGCACUCAAAGGAUGAAGAUGGUCGUAGUGAAAGAAAGCACAGAAGGGAUGAUGAUGACGAUGGUCGUAGUGAAAGAAAGCACAGAAGGGAUGAUGAUGAUGGUCAUGAAGAAAGAAAGCGGCGAAGGGAUGAUGAUGGCAGAGGAGAAAGAAAGCACAGGAGAGAGGGAUGAUGAUGGCAGAGGAGAAAGAAAGCACAGGAGAGAGGAGGAGGACCGCAUAAGGGAUGAGAGGGAAAGCCGAGGAGAUUAUUCCAGAAGAGCCAAAUACUAAGUUUUUCUUUCUAGUGGAGCAAUGGAAGACUUCUGAACUGUGAUCCAAGCAUUGGGAAUACUUAUUUUCUGCUUUAAUUGCCCGUGUGUUGGUUUUGCUUUUUGAACGAUAUAACUUGUGUUUGAAAUACUUUUCUUAUGUGCUUAUUUCAAAUCCUGUAUUCUGCUGU
Molecule: messenger RNA, 2832 nt
Organism: Vigna umbellata (rice bean)
Lineage: Eukaryota; Viridiplantae; Streptophyta; Magnoliopsida; Fabales; Fabaceae
Product: pre-mRNA-splicing factor
Cellular component (GO): nucleus
Source: RefSeq, a predicted model, not a curated record